CUUCCCUUACCACGGACUGAAGUCGCUAUGUACGUCUGUGCCCUUACUUUCUAACACUCUUAAAAAAUAUACUUUGACACUCUGGUUGUUCUCCACAUUUGACGCUUUUGUGGAUAAAUGUUUUAGAAAAGACAAACUCAAUGGCCUCUGUGAACAUCAUCAGGACCAGAAUGGGAUCUAUAUGCUCGCCAAAUUUACAUCUAACAAUGAUGAAUGUCAUUAACCUUUGCAAAAAUAAAUGUUUUUCAAGACAUAUCAGUAAUAAGCUUGCUGUUCAUCAUCCCAUAUACAGAAGUGACCACAAACUAGUGCGAGUACCAGUCAUGCCACAAAGCACACUGUCAAGCGUUCCUCAACUUGAUAUUAUUGAAAGAGAAACAAAUGAAAAGUCAGUAGUAGAUGCCUCAGAAAUCUUGAGAAACCUAAGUACAGAAGACGCCAAAAAACUGAAAAUCAUCAAACUUGAAUUUGAGGUUUUGGGUCACAUGAAUGGAAUGUUCCUCUAAGCAGAGUCUGAGUGGAUCAGCCUUACUCUACAGGUUCCUCAAACAAUGACAGAUGCCCAGUGGUUGGUUGCCUUUGAGAAGGCAAGUAAACCUCAAAGACUUCAGUACUACAAGUUCUUGAAAAAAAAAGAAAAUUAUGUGAAAAAAGAAAAGGAGAAACAGCAACAGCGUCUCCAUCAACAACGGCAGCAGCAACAACAAGAAGGGGAUAAAAAGAAUGAUGAUAUUCCAGAAUCACCACAGUUAUCAUCAAAUAUCAUCAUGCAUGUUAGGAACAGAACAAUAGACAAGGCAGGAAAUUACAGGCUGGCAAAUGCAAUGAUGUAUGGUACUCCACUCAUAUUUGAUAUGGACUACGAACAGUUUAUGCGUGAUCAGGAUUGUUCAAAUCUGGUUGAUCAGCUUCUCAUGGUUCAUGGUAAAAAUCGUGACUCCAUGGAUCCUUUCCAUCUCAUCUUUACGUCACUCAAUCCAAAGGGAAAAGUAUUUCCUAUGAUGGAAAAAAGACUUUUACAAGGUCAACAUUUUCUUGCAACGGUCACUGAUAGGAGUUAUCUAGACUUAUUCCCAAGUGAAAAACUUGUGUAUCUGUCACCACAUGCACCAAAUGCAUUAAAAGAAGUGAGCAGUGAUGAUAUUUACAUUGUGGGAGGAUUCGUUGACAAGGCCUACGGAAAGCCUGUUUCUUUUGCCAGAGCCAAAGCACAAGGAAUCAGAUCAGCAAAACUGCCUUUGGAUCAUUUUCUUCUCUGGGGUUGUGGUUCUAAGAACUUAACAUUAGACCAGAUGAUGGGGAUUCUACUUGAACAGCGCCGCUCAAAGGAUUGGAACAAAGCAUUUAAAGAAGUUCCAAUCAGGAAAAUGAAACGGGAAGACAAAUGAUUGCUAAUAUGUAAGCAGGGAACUAUCUAGGUGUUUAUGUAUUUGGAAAAGCUAUUGAACCAUCAAGUGUGACACCUCUAUUCAAAUCUCAGUUUGCAGCUCAAGUGUCUACCUGCAUCAUAUAAAUAUAUAUAAAUAAAGGAAGCUGUUGCUGCCUUUUCAUGUACAAAGGUCUGUUAUUGCUGUAACACACUUAUUGCUUGAUCAAGCCAAUGAUCUCUUCUAUAGAGGAGAAGUUUUAGUUAUUGUACCCUUGAAGUGCAUGUCACUAUAUGAAUUGUGGUGUUAUCUGCUGAUUCUGCUGUGAAGAGUUUUAGUUUAAGAUGUUGUAUAAACAUGUGUGUAAAGAGUGCAGCAAAGCUGCAGCUUUAAGGAUGGAAGUGUAGGUGAUGAUGGAAAUAAAAAUAUUAAAUUACUGGCGUGUAAAAAAUUGGCUCAUUGCAUUCUCAUCUCUUUGUCUGAUAUAUACAUAUUUGCAUAUAAUGUAGAAAUGAUGCAAAAUAAAGCAAAAGAAAAAG
This is a messenger RNA of Pomacea canaliculata, 1906 nucleotides long. RefSeq names its product tRNA methyltransferase 10 homolog C-like. Gene Ontology annotation, molecular function: tRNA binding. Gene Ontology annotation, biological process: mitochondrial tRNA 5'-end processing; positive regulation of mitochondrial translation. The record is from RefSeq and is a predicted model, not a curated record. Lineage: Eukaryota; Metazoa; Mollusca; Gastropoda; Architaenioglossa; Ampullariidae. Gene Ontology annotation, cellular component: mitochondrion; nucleoplasm; nucleus. Bases 552 to 1388 code for a protein of 278 amino acids. The transcript is spliced from 5 exons.